UUUGCGAUGAAGGGAACUUAUUGGAGAAAUGCCUAAGGGACGCAAUGGGCCUGAGCGACGACAAGGAUCGCAUUGUGAUAAACGUGGGAGGGAUCAGACAUCAGACAUACCGCAGCACCCUGCGCACUCUACCUGGCACUCGCUUGUCCUGGUUGGCCGAGCCUGAUGCACCCAACCACUUUGACUAUGAUGCCAAGAUCGAGGAAUUUUUCUUCGACCGCCACCCUGGCGUGUUUGCACACAUCCUCAAUUACUACAGGACAGGUAAACUGCACUGCCCGGCUGAUGUCUGCGGACCCCUCUAUGAGGAGGAACUGGCCUUCUGGGGCAUUGAUGAGACAGACGUGGAGCCAUGCUGCUGGAUGACCUAUCGUCAGCACCGGGAGGCAGAGGAGGCCCUUGAUAGUUUCGGCGGGGGGGGCCUGUUAGACCUGGUGAACGAUGAUGCGGAACCGGAGCUGGAGCAUGCUGCCGAGGAUGAUGUGGAUGAAAUGACAAGGAGGCUGGCGCAGGGAGACACUCAUGAUACCAGGAGUGGAAGCCUGUGGAGCCGGUGGCAGAAACAUGUCUGGGCUCUGUUUGAGGACCCUUACUCCACUAAAUAUGCAAGGUGGGUUGCUCUGGCCUCGCUGUUCUUCAUUCUGGUGUCCAUCACCACCUUCUGUCUGGAGACCCACGAGGCCUUCAACCCCAUCAUCAACCGCACCGAGGUGGAGGUGGUGGACAACGUCACAGUGGUGCGCACCUACCAGGAGACUGAGACUGCGCUCUACCUCACCUACAUUGAAGGCGUGUGUGUGGUGUGGUUCACUUUUGAAUUUCUAAUGCGAAUAACUUUCUGCCCAAAUAAAUGUGACUUCAUUCGGAACGCCCUGAACAUCAUCGACUUUGUGGCCAUCCUGCCCUUCUACCUGGAGGUCGGCCUCAGCGGGCUCUCCUCCAAGGCAGCUAAGGACGUGCUGGGUUUUCUGAGGGUUGUCCGCUUUGUGCGGAUCCUGCGUAUCUUCAAGCUGACCCGUCACUUUGUGGGACUGAGGGUGCUGGGCCACACAUUGAGGGCCAGCACCAACGAGUUCCUGCUUCUCAUCAUCUUUCUCGCCCUCGGUGUCCUCAUCUUUGCUACUAUGAUCUACUACGCUGAACGGAUUGGAGCUAACCCCAACGACCCUCGAGCCAGUGAGCACACACACUUCAAGAACAUCCCAAUUGGAUUUUGGUGGGCUGUGGUGACCAUGACGACCCUCGGCUAUGGAGACAUGUACCCUCAGACGACCUCUGGUAUGCUGGUCGGAGCCCUGUGUGCCCUGGCAGGUGUGCUGACCAUCGCCAUGCCCGUCCCUGUGAUUGUCAACAACUUUGGAAUGUAUUACUCUCUGGCCAUGGCAAAACAGAAACUACCAAAGAAAAAGAAUAAGCAUAUCCCUCGGGCACCCCAACCAGGUUCUCCAAACUUCUGUAAGUCGAGCAUGAGCUCCCAACAACCGAGCCCCAUACCCCAUGACGACGUUUUCGAGAUAAAGUUUCAAGAUUCUAAGCUGAAUGGUGAAGCAGCUAACGCAGCGCUGGCCAACGAAGAUUGCCCUCAUAUAGACCAGGCCAUAUCUCCAGAGGAAAUCUUCAGCCCCAGCGAGAGAGAGCGGCCCUGCUUCCUAGUCACCACUGCUGAACGCCCCAACCACACAGGGGGCAGAGUGAGGAGGGAGACCCAGCGACAGCACCGGAGCAGACAACCAACAGAGUCAGUUUGUGUUAUGAACCAUGGUGUCCCAACCACUAUGUGUAUGACCCAUAAUGGCCCAUCACCCACCUGAUAGUGCUGUAAACAUUGUUGUGUGUAUUACUUAGUCUUUUUAAAUGGGUGUGUGGGACAGUGACAACCUGUACAUCACAAACUCAGCAUAGAUGUAGCACUGAGGAAGUUUUGUUGUCAAGCCUUAUGUAGCUCAGUAUCUGUGACUGGUUACUGUGUUGUAAUUUGUGUGCCUAUUUUUGGUGUGUGCCAGUGCUGUAA
This is a messenger RNA of Perca flavescens (yellow perch), 2011 nucleotides long. It is a transcript of the gene kcnc1b, whose product is annotated as potassium voltage-gated channel, Shaw-related subfamily, member 1b. Gene Ontology annotation, molecular function: protein binding; delayed rectifier potassium channel activity. The record is from RefSeq and is a predicted model, not a curated record. Gene Ontology annotation, biological process: action potential; protein homooligomerization; potassium ion transmembrane transport. NCBI's taxonomy places the organism in Eukaryota, Metazoa, Chordata, Actinopteri, Perciformes, Percidae. The transcript is spliced from 4 exons. The coding region runs from base 45 to 1811 and encodes 588 amino acids. Gene Ontology annotation, cellular component: postsynaptic membrane; neuronal cell body membrane; dendrite membrane.